Molecule: messenger RNA, 2751 nt
Organism: Trichoderma asperellum CBS 433.97
Lineage: Eukaryota; Fungi; Ascomycota; Sordariomycetes; Hypocreales; Hypocreaceae
Biological process (GO): DNA-templated transcription; regulation of DNA-templated transcription
Molecular function (GO): zinc ion binding; DNA binding; DNA-binding transcription factor activity, RNA polymerase II-specific
Source: RefSeq, a predicted model, not a curated record
AAACAACCACAACUCCUGCCAUUUCUUGCAUCCAAUCUUUCAUGUAGUCGAGCCUCUUGACUUCUCCACACGUAAUAGGCUUUAUGUCACAGAUUUGGUGCGUGUUCUCCAAUGUUAGCUCGAGCUCAGCAGAGGGUGGGAGCUUCCCGUUCUGCGCCAAGUUCAAAGUCACGCCGUCGGGCAAUUGAAGCGUGCAGCUUUUGUAGACGGCGAAAGAUCAAAUGUAACGGUGCGCGACCCGUGUGUGUCAACUGCCAAUCUUACGGCCAAAGUUGUAUAUACGAACCUGUAGGCGAAGCUGCAAAAGAGACUGGUCGUAGACGACAUCGUUUCAAGACUCGCACGUCGCCAAACACUAGCGAAGAUGCCGCAUCCUCCCCAUGGCGUGCGUCCGCAACCGAAUCAGCACCGGUGGAUGAUGAACAUGCCUCGGGUAGCAACGAAGCUGGAGCUUCAUCAGUUGAAGCGGGGGUUGCUAGGAUUCUCAUGUCUGCCGACGGCGUUUCGACCUAUCACAGUCGUACGAGCACAUUGUAUGAAGACCAUGCCCCAGAGAAACAGGUUGAAGUAGAUACGGGGCCUCGGAUCCCAGAUGAAUGGGUGGAGAAAGGUCUGGUUGCUGAAGCAGCGAAACAGCGCCAGCUGGAGGACUUGAACUUCCGACAACAAAGACUUGACUUUGACGGAGUUGACCCAGAUCUUGGCAUGCAUCUACUUUCCAUACAUUGGAACAGACAGCAUCAUUCGUUUCUUGUCACGUACCGACCGGCAUUUAUGCGAGAUAUGGCGUGCGGAGGACCAUACUUUUCCAAGCUUCUUCUGAAUGCCAUUUACUUCGGUGCGUCGAAGUUCAGUCUCAGACUCGAAGUCCGCAAAGACCCGAACGAUGUGCGUACUGCUGGAUGGAAAUUUCGUGAGCGUGUCCGAGAACUCCUUGGUGGCUCGCUAGAUUCAAGUCGCAUCACCACCAUCCAGGCCCUUUUACAGAUGACAAAUUCGCUGUUUGCCCUGGGAGACGAGAGAAGCGCUGCAUGGCUUUAUUCGGGAAUGGCAUUUCGAAUGAUCAUUGACCUCGGCAUGCAUGUCGACUUGACUAAAACUGGGCGCUUUUCAGACGAAGACCUAGAGAUUCGAAGACGAGUAUUUUGGGGGGCUUUUGUAAUUGACAAGAUGCAAAGUCUAUAUCAAGGGCGCCCGGUGAGUCUCAAAGAUACAGAUAUUCUAGUGCCAAUCAAAUUUCUAGAUACACACGAAGAGCUGGAAGACUGGCAGCCGUUUGCUUAUUCGACUCUCACGCCUAAAUAUUCUGGGUCGCCGGCGUAUAGCGUGUCGACCUUUUCCGCGCUCUGCAGACUUUCACUUGCCAUGAGCGACAUUCUAAGUUGCAUUUAUACCGAACGCUGUGUUGACCAAUCCCCAACCGACUUGGCCAGCAUGUUGGAUAGAUUGCAAGUCAAAUUGGAUGAUUGGAAGGCUGCACUUCCUAGCCACGUUCAGUUGAACCUGUUAGACCCUGAAGGUGCAGGAGCCUUUCCACCACCACAUGUCUUUAGUCUGCAUGCUAUGCAUAACGUACUUGUUAUUCUUCUGCACCGUCCGUUUGUUGCCGAUGGACAUUUGUACAACACGUCGCGAUCAAUCUUAGUAGAUUCCUUCAUGAAAUGCGCGACUGCCGCUUCCAAUAUCGCCGACAUUCUUCUGGCCUAUGAUCGGGCAUUUUCUAUACGGCACGCACCUUACUUGAUAUCGUACGCCACAUAUGUAGCAGCUACGAUACUUGUGCGGAUUGCCGCCAAACGUCGGAGCGAGUCUAAGGUUUUUGCCGAUUUGGCUACCUGCCUGGCGGUAUUCAAAGAAAACCAGGAAACCAACUACGCCGUUCAGAAGGCUGCCAUUGUUAUUGAGACCUUGAUAAAACGACUCGGCGUGGUUGUUGAUCUUGCAAUGGCCCAUCCGUCUCCAAUGGCUUCGCAAGAGCAACGACUGCAGGUGGGCGGAAAUGCGUCUCCAUCUGCUUGUCAAAUGAGGUCUGAGGUUAUACCAUCUCAUCUUAGAACGUUAACAAACCUAAUGCAAUCAGAUUCCUCAAAUAUGACAUCAGUCAAUGUCAAUGAGGUGAUGCAUCAUUCCAACUCAGAGUGGUUGGAUAUUGAUGGGAUAAUCCAGAGCUUCUUGGAGGAUGGGAAUUCGUCUGUCCCAAAACCGGCAAUGGCUUACAGCACAGAGAGAUCGAGAUGUGAUCACUGCAGGAUGGCAUUGGCUAAUAACCAUGAGCAUCGCGGCUACCCGGCCGAUGUCGCUCAUGUUUCUGGCAUUUCCCGCCUUGGCGAAGACGUCUAUAGUGUUGAGUCGCAAUGGUCAACGGGUGUACGGGAAAGGGAACGGGAAGCACAACUUGACGGGCUUGUGUCCAUCAAUGAUCCACUCUUCGGCUUCAAUGGCACUAUUUUCGCAAAUGGUGGGUCACUCUUCUAGCAAUCAAGGACUCACGGGAAGCGGGAUCAAUGGCCAUCCCGCGGGAAUGCUGGACAACGCCAUGAUGAUCUGUAGUUCUCUUCAGCCGCCAUGCUUCGGUUGCAUUUUCUAUGUACCUAUGUUCAUCAUGUCGAAAUUGGCCUUUUCCUACAAGACAUGUUCUCCGCUCUUUCGUCUCCUGUUCAUUUCGCGAGAGGGACGUCAUAUCUAGCUGCGAGAGAGAUUCACAGCAUAACAGCUCAGGUGAUUGAUAUUACCGAAGGAUACGCCAAUAAC